Tachysurus vachellii is the source of this 6825-nucleotide messenger RNA. It is a transcript of the gene tdrd6a, whose product is annotated as tudor domain containing 6. Bases 200 to 6550 code for a protein of 2116 amino acids. The record is from RefSeq and is a predicted model, not a curated record. The transcript is spliced from 20 exons. Lineage: Eukaryota; Metazoa; Chordata; Actinopteri; Siluriformes; Bagridae. Gene Ontology annotation, biological process: spermatogenesis.
AAUACAAAAUCUAACAAAUAAACGAGUCCGUUUGUCAUCGGUGGCUGAUUUUUAAAAUGGCGGAAGGAAGGAGCUUCGAAUGAGAGCAUCCUGUGUGCUGUGACCAGUUCUGGAACAAUGGAUACGAAUAAAUACCACGUCAUCAGUCAUUAAACAUUUCUUGAAUUAUUUGAAAAGCUAAAACCUGGAAAACGGCACAAUGUGUUCAAUUCCUGGACUCCCUUCACCUGGCUCAAAUGUGAAUGUGAUCAUCUCCAGAGUAAAUGUCAACCCUCUCUGUGUUCUGGUAGAGUUUUGGGGAAAUUUUGUCUCGGAUCAGAAACUUGCAUAUCAACAGAUGAAAAAAGAUAUUCAGUACCCCAGAGUAGCAUUUAAUGAAGGGGAAGGCAAACCUGGUGACUUAUGUCUUGUACGGGUUUAUAAAACAUGGUACAGAGCCCGUAUUGUGUCAAGAACUGAUGCUCACUACAAUGUGUUUCUCAUCGACGAAGGCAGAACGCUUCGGGCUCAAACCAGCGUUUUGGCUUGGGGCCAGACUGACUUUUUCAACCUACCUCCUGAAGUAGAAUUUUGCAUACUUUCCAAUGUCCUGCCACUGUCUACUGAAAAUAGAUGGUCAAAAUUGGCCUUGGGGUUCAUGAAAUCAUUCUGUGGGAGAGCAGUUACUGCCUGUGUUCUGGAUUUUGCCAUACCUCAGCGUACAUUUCUACUCGAUAUUCCAUGUCUGUCUAGGCAAAUGCACGAGAUGGGAUUUGCAAAGAAAUUGUCAAAUGAAGAGUUCAAAGAUUUUGUUUCAAGGACUUUACAUUGGGAUGCUGGCUUCGUUGAGCCGUUGAGGAUUACAUCCAUGGGAUUCGAACCACUUGAACCAGUCAAGAUCAUGUGCUACAUGUAUCCAGAGCUACAGGCUGAAACCACUGAGACUGUGCUAGUCACAGAGAUAAACAGUCCUCUACGUGUCUUCUGUCAGCUAAAGGUUUUCUCCCAGGAACUCAAGAAACUGACCGAUCAGAUAACUCUGCAUUAUGAAAGAACCAUUUCAUCUCCUUUUGCAAGACCUGAGAACUUGGGGGCUCCUUGUGCAUCAAAAGGAGCUGAUGGAAAGUGGUAUCGCUCUGUUUUGCAGCAAGUCAUAUCCACCAACAAUGUAAUGGAGGUGCUGCAUGUGGAUUAUGGUAAGAAACAAUUUGUUCAAGUAGAUCAUGUUCGACCAUUGGCCCCAGAAUUUUUCCGGAUGCCUGUUGUGACUUAUGUUUGUUCUCUUCAUGGGGUUGUUGAUCGAGGUGUUGGUUGGACAGUUUCACAGGUUGAUUAUCUGAAAUCCUUACUGCUCAACAGAACCGUUAUUGCCAAAUUUGAGUUUCAAAGCCACUGUGAGGGUGUCCACUAUGUUACACUGUAUGGUGAUGAAAACACUAAUAUAAACAAAUUAUUUGGUUCAAGAGAGAACUGCUCGAUUGAUUCAGUGUGCCUUAAAGGUUAUACCUUACCCAAGAUUGGAGCAUGUCAUAUGUGCCAGAUUUCAGGUAAAGGUGAAACUCAAGGAACAGAGGGUUUGAAAGAGAUUUUAACAGAAUGUCUCUCACCUAAUACUGACUAUGUGGCUGUUGUGCAGCAUGUUGAUAGCCCUACAAAGUUUUGGAUCCAGACACAGAAAUAUGCUGCUGAGUUUGAACUGUUAAUGCAUGGCCUUACAGAGCUGUAUAGUAAUCACACCAGAGCCACUGGAUUGAUAAGAAAGCCUGUACCUGGUCUUCUUUGUGUGGCCAAAGCUGAAGAUGGUGUGUUCUAUAGGGCAACUAUUUGUGAAGUUGUUGAGACGAAGGCUGAGGUUUUCUUUUUCGACUAUGGAAACAAAGAAUGGGUUGAGUGCAUCAGCCUUCGAGAGUUACCCCUCGGAUAUCAAAGCAUACCAGCCUUGGCAAUUAAGUGUGCUCUUUACGGCAUUCAACCCCGAAGUAAAGAAUGGGAUCUAAAUGCUACAUUAUUCUUUGCUAAAGCUGUUGUGGACAAAGCCCUUGAUGUACAUGUAGUCGCAAAAUCCCAAGACAGAUAUCUUGUCCAGGUUACCGAUUCUGUGUCAUGUGGGGAAAAAGAUGUUUCAAAGCUGCUCUGUAGUGAAGGUUUUGCAGACAUGGAAAAUGUGGAUAAAUCUGUGGUCACACCAUACACAAAACUGGUAAAGACUUCUGACGUGUUCAAGACAGGUGCUGUUUCACAGUCAUCCAGUUCUGCUUUCAAGGAGUACUUGUUUCCAAUUGGAAGCUCAUUUGAUGUUACAGUAUCCUACAUUGGGAGUCCAAAUGACUUUUGGUGUCAGAAAGCUAGUGAUUCAAAAUGCCUUAAACUGCUAAUGCAAGACCUUCAACGGUACUAUGCAAACUCUGAAUUUCAGCCUCCUUUAGAAGCUGCCUGUGUUGCUUAUCAUCCUGAAAAUAAAUUGUGGUAUCGAGCUUUGGUCCUCCAAAAGCACCAGACGUCUAACGUAACUGUGCUCUUUGUUGAUUAUGGAGAAACAAAGACCGUUCCCAUUUAUGACCUUCGUCGCAUUGAUCCAGAAUUCCUUCAGCUGACAGGACAAGCUUUUCGAUGCUGCUUGUACAACUUGAGCUGUCCGGUCUCUCAUUCUUCUUUAGUAUGGAGUCCAGAUGCUAUGUUGCAGUUUCGUGAGUUUGUGGACAAAGCAGCCUCAUUGAGUAUAGUGCUGAAAUGUACUGUAUAUGCUGUGAUGUGUGACACUCGGAAAGUUAUGUUCAAUGUAGUGGAUUUGGAGAGUCCAUUCCAAAGCAUCUGCAAACUUCUUGUUCAGAGAGAUCGGUCUGAGCACGCAUGUAAAACAGUAUCUCUGCCACCUUUAAGGUUGGAUACAUACUACUACUCUUCUCAUGGCAUCAAAACUGGAUCUGAAGAUGAUGUAUGCAUCACCUAUGUGAAAAAUGUCAACCACUUCUUUUGUCAUCUGUCAAGAAAUUCUGUGCAGAUUGAUAAACUUGCAGAUAAAGUCAACAGCUUAUGCAGGGACCUACAGAGCAUUAAAUGCCCAGAAACCUUUGGAAAUGUUUGCUUUGCAAAAUAUACCGAUGGGCUGUGGUACAGAGGACAAUUCAAAACUAGAAGUCCUUCGGUUGUCAUCCACUUUGUGGAUUAUGGUGACACACAGCAAGUUCAGAAAUCAGACCUCCUACCAGUUCCAGUUGAAGCUGCUGAAAUCAUGACAAUACCUGUGCAAGCAGUUGAGUGUGGGCUUUCUGAUUUGCCUGAAAACGUUCCAAGUGAUGUGAAUAACUGGUUUAAAACUUUUGUAGCAAAUCGCAAGCUCAAAGCCCUGAUAGUGGCCAAAGAACCUUCUGGAAAAUUAAUUGUUGAGCUGUAUGAUGGGAAAACACCAGUGAACGCUAUAAUCCGAGAGAAGUUUCAAAUUGAAUUUGAGAGAAACAAGCAAAUUACUAUGGAGGAGCUUGAUGUCAAGGAGCAAUAUCAGUCAUACAGUUUGUCUGAAAAGCGAAAAGCACCACAGUGGACUCCUGAAAAACACUGGAAAUCUCAGAAAAAUGCUGACCCAGAAGAAUGCUCACGAAAGUUGUUUGAUGGAGACAUAAAAAAAAAUGUCACCCCAAUAAUAUUGAAGCACAGUGUCAAAGCAACUAUCCCUAAACUGAACGAGCUCCCUGAAAAAGUACUCAAACCAGGAUUGGAAGCUGAAGUAUUCAUCUCCCAUUGCAAUAGCUAUUUAAGCUUCUUUGUCCAAUUAGUAGCUGAUGAAAGUGACAUUUGUUCUCUGGUAGAAAAAUUGAAUGAAGAUCAGUCAAAACAUGUACCUGUUAACCCUGGUGACCUCUGUGAAGGUGACUUAGUUUGUGCAGAGUACCCUGAUGAUAACGCAUGGUACCGUGCCGUCGUAAGAAAAGCACUGGUGGAUGACACGGCUGAUGUAGAAUUCAUUGACUUCGGAAAUACUGCUGAAGUUUCAGUCUCAAAAAUAUGCAUCCUGGAAAAAAUAUUCUUCAAGCCAAGGUAUAGCAUUCAUUGCUCGCUGACUGGAGAGUUAACUGAUGACAGUGAUGCGGCCUCUAAUUUCAAAACUGAAAUGGAAAAGAAUGCUGAUAGGUUUUUCUGUAAAUUUAUCCAGCAGUCAGAUUCUGUAUGGAAGGUUGAACUUCGAGUCAAUGGUGAGGUGCUGGUGCCUGCUGUCUCCAAAAAUACAAACGUCUUAACUGUAAGGGGUGUACCCGAGAGCCAAGAUACUGACUUCAAUCUGUGUACUUAUAAAAAUCCUGAUGUAUCGACUGGACAGGUCAUUUCUGUAUACGCCUCAGUCAUUAUUGGCCCACAGCUUUUCUGGUGCCAGUAUGCAGAGGCAGAAAAGCUGCAGGAGAUUUCUGAUGUAAUCCAAAAGAUUGGUAGUAAUUUGGAAAGCAGAGAUGUAGAAACCCUACCGAUUGGAAGUGGAUGCAUUGCUCUUUUUGAUGAGGACAAACUAUAUUAUCGUGCAAAGGUGACCUCGGUUGGGAAGGACACACUCUCUGUUCUGUUUGUUGACUAUGGAAAUCAUUCAGAAGUUAAAAGGAGUGACAUUAGAUCACUGCCAUUUGAGGCAUGUGAUAUACCUCCUCAGGCAUUUGCCUGCCAGCUUGAUGGUUUUAAUGUUUUGGAGGGGUCUUGGGAUGACAAGGCAGCAGAUCAGUUCUCUGAGCUUAUCAAUGACCAGCUAUUAAAAGUCACAAUUUUGAAACUAGCCAGUUCAUCUGAAAUGGUGACUCCUCAUUUUGUUAAGUUGGAACGCGAGGAACUUUCCAUCAAUGAUGCAAUGAAAAGAUUCUGGACUCAAAACAGCAAGACAUCGUUUGAAUUGGCAAAUGCACCAUCUGCGACUAUCGUGACUGAAACGUCCUCUGUCUGUGUAACUGGACCUGUAGUCAGAACCGAGGACCCCCUUUGUGUAGACAUGGAGUAUCUGCACAAUUCUCCACUUAAAAUGCAGUCAGAAAGUGAUGGCACUUUGGCUGAGCAUGUGGACCAAGCUGGAUCCACAGAGUUACUGGAUGAAAGAAAUGUUGAUGUGGGCAAGAUGUUUUCUCAGGAUGAUCACAACUUGACUUCAGUAUGCAUUGAAAAGCCUGAGAAGUAUGAUGAAAGUAUCAAUGUGAAGAAAUGUACAAAUGUAAAUACAGAUACUUUGGACAUUCAACACAGUCUGCCUGCAGAUGUUCAUUCAGAGCGCCACUUGGACUCCACAGACACUAGUAAUGGAGCAUUCACAGGUUCUCUGGAACAUGAGACCCAACUGGAAACUGCAUCUCCAGAAGGUCCGUCCUGUAAUGAGGUCUGUGAAAAUAGAUCAGUUUCAGAACCUGAAGAGAAUAAGACCACAGUGUCUGAUAACGAGAUUAUUAAAUCAGACUUGGGAAACAUAAGGAGGGCUGCAGAGGACAUUGCUGUUGGGACUGAAUGUGUGAUCUGGUCUUACGUACACAAGCGUUGGUGCCGUGCGAGAACUUUAAAGAUUUCUGAUGAUUACACUUUGGUACUCCUUUUGGACCACGAUUUUAUGGUGAUGGUGGAUUCAAUGAACGUUUUUGAAAUUGUACCACAAGAAUCAUUGCAGGCUGAAAAGAAAACUGAGCUUGGAUGUAAAAUCUGUGUUGCUUUUGAAGAUCCAUCUGAUGAUGAAGAACUUAGUGCUGGGAUGAAUGUAGUCAUCACUGAGGAACAGACUCAAGGCAAAGAGCUUGACCCCUUUUUAGGUGACUCGGUUUCUGAAUCUGAAAUUUUAACAGAAAAUUUGCAAGACGAUCCAAAACAAUGUGCAGAUUUAGACCUUAAUACUCCUCAGGAAAUGAGUCAAUUGUUUGUUGCAGAUGUUUUACAUGAACGUGCGACUAAGACAUGUGAGCAGGUGGAUGAACUGAUAGAUAUCAUACCAGUCGUACCACUGGAGAGGGACCAAGAGGCAGAAUCUGAGGCAAACACUGAUCUGGAUAACUUGGGUGUAAAGGCACAGGAAGAGGCUGAAGAAGCAGUGCAUAAUGUUGUUGAAUGUUUUUCCUCUCAAGAACCUACUGAAUUUGAACAACCUACUGCUUCGGUGGAUCUCAUCACUCAGGAAACUGAGGAACAGCCUCAAGACAAAGAGCGUGGCUCCUGUUUAGGUGACUUGGUGGCAGAACCUGAAAGACUGAUGCAACAAGAUGUGAUGCCAGGUCCAGACUCAGACAUUGAGAAUCCCCAGGAAAUGAGCAAGAUGUCCAUUACAGAUGUUACAGUUGAGCAAAAUGAACCAGCCAUGGAAGCGAGUCCAGCAGUAGAAGCAGCACAAGAUUUAGGCAGUGCUGUGGAAGUCCAGAUUAAAGCCAAGAUGGUGGAGACGGAACUUCUUGCUGAUGAGGCAGUGUCUUCUGACUUUCAGACACCACCUGAUGCAGAGGAGCCAACAGCUUCAACUGUCACACAUCUGUCCCUUAACUUUGAGGACACAUCUGACGAUAUCAUCUUUGUGAAACAGUGGCAGGGUUCACCAACCGUGGGGGAGGAGCCCAGUAGCCAAGAUUAGCUGCACCUUUAUUACUUCAUUGAAAAAAAAUACUGUUUAACCAGUUAUUUGUUCUGACUGCCUCCACUUUAGUACUUAAGCCCAGAAUUUUUGUGGUGUUCUACUUUUCUUCUCUGAAACGGAUUUAUUUUUUCUUUCAUUGUUUUGUGUUUCUUGAUAUUGAGAUGUCCAGAACAAUGUUACGUAAUAUCCAACGUUACAUUCGUUAUGGUUGUGUUUUAUUGUUUUGGGUUGUUUAAUUGUGAAGCGCAAGUGUAACCUUAUGCUACAAUUUG